CAGAUGUUGCCACAUCAAAAUGGUUUGAAAUGUGUCAGAAUCUAUCCAAGUUUAAUUGGUAACUGUUCCAUAAACAAAUAUCAAAAUGAUGUGUAUCUGGAUGCAAAGUUUUUGUUCUCACUUAAAAGUGUUAAUGUUAAAUUUCUUUAUUUUAAUACUUUUUCUGAAACUGCCACUGCAUGUUGAUGGCAGGGUUAGUCCACACAAGGUGUUGCUAAUUUCAUUCGAUGGUUUUAGAUGGGAUUACUACAAAAAAGCACGAAACUUAACAAGCUUCCAUAGAAUGAUUGCUGAUGGUGCAUUUGCUAAAAAUGGAAUGAUAAAUGCUUUUAUCACAAAAACAUUCCCGAAUCAUUAUACAUUAUCAACUGGACUUUUUGAAGAAAGCCAUGGAAUUGUGGGAAAUCAGAUGUAUGAUUCUGUUUUCAAUGAAACAUAUCAUGGAAAUAAUGACACCAUUACCAGUAAUCCAAAAUGGUACAGUGGAGAACCAAUAUGGGUUACGAAUCAACGUCAGAACACUGAGUAUCGCUCGGGUUGCAUUUGCUGGCCAGAGUCUAUGGCACCUAUCGAAGGAUUCAGACCAUACCGGAUAAUACCAUUCCGCACACAAAAGGAAUUUCCAUACAAAGAUAGGAUCAACACUAUGAUUGAGUGGUUUACAGAUGAAUAUCCAAUAAAUCUUGGCCUUUUAUAUUUCGAGGAGCCUGACAAAAUCGCACAUCAAGUUGGACCAGAUUCGCCCGAAGUUUUAAGUGUUUUAUUUCAAUUAGAGAAAGUGCUAGAUGAUCUAUUUUGGGCUCUUAAAGAUGCCAAUAUUUAUGAGAAUACAGACAUAAUAGUUUUAAGUGAUCAUGGAAUGGCUUCAAUUCCACCUGAAGAAUCCUACAAAAUUGAGCUAACCAAGUAUUUGACAGAAGGCACAUACUUUGUUACUAGUACAAACCCAGUUUGUGGAAUUUUUCCUUCUACACCUGGUAUCAAGAAUGUGGAAGCAAUUGUCCAAAACCUGAGCAGCCUUGAUCAUGCAAAGGUGUACCUGAAGGCGGACCUGCCAGAGGAGUUCCACAUCAAACACAACCGCAGGACCCCUCCAAUCAUGGUCAUCCCCGAGGAGCAUUACUGGUGUUCACAUAACAACACAUAUUUUGCUGGUGAGCAUGGGUACAACAACAGUAUACCAGACAUGCACCCAGUAUUUCUGGCUAUGGGCCCAUCAUUUAAGCCAGGAUCCAUGGUAGACUCUUUCAACAACGUUGACGUGUACCCGCUCCUGUGCCGACUGCUUGACCUUGUUCCUGCGCCCAACAACGGUUCCCUGAAGGUUGUGUCCCAGCUCUUGGUAGACAGGCUUGUCACAGAGUCCCCCAGCACGCUUGGAACAUAUCUGUUUGUGGUGAUAGUGAGCUGUAUGGUGAGUGGUAUAUUUUGUGUGGCGGCCUGCCAGGUACAACGCAGAUACCGCAGGCUCCAUCGACGCAAUUUGUCCCCCUUCCUGCCCCUGCCCCUGUCUAGCAUGGGAGGAUAUGAUCAUCAGAACAAUGAGGAAGCCUCUUUGGGGCUACUUGGGGCCACCUCAGACGAUGAAAUUUGAUGGUAGACUUACUCACACACUCAGAAUGAAUUUCUCUUCGCUCAAGCUCAGUUUGUGCUAUAUGAUGAUUAUUUAUCCACAUGUAUGUUAAAACUUCAUUUUUCUGUGAUACGGUGCAAUUCCAAUGACCAUAGUUGACUUGUUCUUGUAUAGAAAUCACCCAAUUAAUACACAAACAAAUGAUGAAGUUCUGUAAGUAAACAUUCACACAUUUUACUGAUUCAAAUCAAAUUAAAAGUAUCCUGCUUUAGGGUAACUAAAUUUUCAUUUGUUGUGUUCACUUACAUAUAUAUUUCAAGUAGUUUUGUCUUUGUUUCAAGAAUUUCUAUGUACAAUGUUCUUGUUUCUACAUGCAUGUAUUUGACUGUGAAUUAUUGUUCUAAUAAGUGCUACUUUGUUAUGUUUAAAAACUAUAUAUUGUUCCUUUCCAUGCUGUAUAUUUAGCAAUUUUUAUAUAGUUAGAAUAUAUACACACAAGCUCUCAGACUUUUACAUAUCGAGGACAUGUAAAUUGUAUGCAUUUUUACAUUUCUUCCUCAACAUAAAAGAAUACUUUUAUGUUAUAUGUUUUACUUUGACAUUCCUUUAAGAGUAUAGUCAGAAUACUAAUGGAGGGAUCAGUUUACCAUUUCUUUACCAUAUCUGGUUUUGUUUGUAAAAUUACAAUGUGUACAAUUCAUACAUGUGCUUUUAGUUUGCUUGUGGUAAUUAGGGCUGCCCUUCGCCUGAAACGAUUCAUAUUGUUUUGGGCAUGGCCAGUCAGUCUUUUUUGUGACAAAAUCUUGUGUCUCUCAUAUCUCUAAUAUUAAAUUAGCCAUAGUGAUGUAACUGUAAAGGAAUGCUAGGCAGCAUUUGUCAGAUGUACACCUGGGGAUUUUGUGUAGUUGCACCGAGUAAUUAGUAAUGGCCCUCGACUUAGUUUAAACAACCUAUAGAGCAUGCAAUUGUGUGUCAUGCGUAUCUCCAAAAGUAUUUAAGCUACAACCAUGAAAGCUUACAAUAAUGUUUAUCAGCAUCCUAGCAUGUGAAUACGGGGAAUCGAACCUGCAACCCCUGGAUUGAUAGUCAAGUGUGUUACCAGUAGACCACAGAUCCGCCACAGCUCCAGGACGGUAUUCAAUCUCAUUCUUAUCCUUGGAUUCUUAUCUUGAAUGUAAGUGAAAUCUUAUACAUGCGGUUAUUGAAUACAUCCCCAAGGGUUACGUAGUACAUGUAUAUGUUAAAUUACGUAUGUGCAGUUACACUAGAUUUUAUCAUAACAAAAUUAUGCAUGUAUAGGUUUAAGUAUAUUUUAUUUUCAGAGAACAUUUAUAUGCUAUAUUAUACAACAUACUGAAUAUGAGGAUUGGUCUGGAUGAAGAUGAACAACUUCCAUGUAUAAGAGCCCUUUCUAACGGUUGAUGAAUUGCAGGAUUUGGACGUACAAAUUAACACAAGUCAGUUUUCAUCGUUUAUGUGGUUACGUAAAACCAAAAUAAGUUAAAUCAUAGAAUAUAAUGUACAUUACAUGUAUUGCGGUAUGAUGAAGAUUUGUAUUAUUUAGUAUUAAGUGAUAGGUUGGAUCUGAAAAUGUAUUAAGGUAUAUAUUACUGUCUUUUUUUCUAGGCAGAUAAUUGGUAUGGGAGUUUUGAAAGAAAUGUCUUAGCAAUUGUGAAUGCGAUUUUUUGCACAUAGAAUCAGUCGCCAUAUUCAUGACAAGUAUCUAUCAUGUGUUUCCGUACGGAUAGAAAAAUCCGACCCGAGUGCACGCGCGUACGCCAGUAACGAGGCUUGCCGAGUUACCGGCCACGCAGCGUGCCCGAGGGUCGGGUUUUUCGAUCCGGACCGGAAAAACAUGAUUGAUAUUAUUUCUUGCAUAUAUCUAAAAUUAUCAAUUUGUGGGGAAAAUUGACUUAGAAAUCGCACUUUUGUACAUUUUACCAAAAAGCGCGUGCGAUGUUGUUUACUGACGUCAUAAAGCGCAGUAAUUUUAAAUAACUUUUGACGUCAAAUAGUUCCUCUAAAUAUCGCGUUUUUACGAUUAUUUAUUUUCUAUCUAAAUUAAAAGUCUUUCAUACUUAUAUAUUUAAUUGUGCUUUAUUGAAAUGACAUAAUAUACUUUUCAUAAACCAUUCAAUAAAAGAAAUAAGAAGUGGCGCGUUGUUGGGCGUGACUCAUUGUGUACACACCGGUCUUACUGACCUGUGUGAAAGCACUCUAAGCAUGAUGGGAACGCACUACUUUUUCAAGAUGGCGGCUUAAACACGGAAGUGUCAAAUUUAUAAAAUUGUAAAGUGAAAAACAAUUCAAUUUAAACGCCGUUUGUGUGAUCUACUGCAGAUAUUGAUAUUAUUUAAUUUAUUUAACUGUUCUUUUAUUGUAUUUGGUGUCAAUAUUAAGCAAACAGAAGAAACAAGGUCAUACUUUGCUUUUAACACAAAUGGGGCCGCUUGAAAAAUCAAACUUUUCCCAUAUCCGGUUGGCAAAAUAGCCAUCACAUCAUGUUUACUUAAAACAUGCAUCAAACAUUCCCUCUGACAGUCUUUCAGUGGUUUUACAAACCCAAUUUCUUUAGACACGCGUGUUAUUAUUUCGUCCAUUGUUAGUUAAAAACCGAAAGUGAAAGUACAUAGUUUUAAAUAUCCGAAUAAAAUAAUAGUAACACGGUCGAACUUUUAAUUGUAUCUUGAAUUUUAAGACCACUGAAGAAUAAGUAAACCAUUUUUAAUCACUUGAAAAAGAUAUAAUGUGUUUUAUUAAAAAAUCGCCAUCCCUACGCGGACUACUUUAUGUCGGAGUCUUUUUUACCCCGAAUGGGGGUGAGUAAUGCGUCGUAAGACACAGGUCUAUUUUUGAGACCGGUGUGUACACAUUGGGGCGUGGCUCAUCUUACAUGGGGGUGGGGGAUGUAAGACGGGUUUUUCCAGCACUGGCCACAUGGCCGGGGAAAAAAACAAAAACACUCAUUUUACCAUGUUUUUCUGUGCUAUAUGUUUAGUAUAUAAAUUCAUGUGAUUGUGAAACAUGUAUGCAUCUAACUUGUAAAUAUAUUUUUUGCACAAAAUAAAUUCUAUUAUAUAUACAGUA
This is a messenger RNA of Mya arenaria, 4660 nucleotides long. RefSeq names its product ectonucleotide pyrophosphatase/phosphodiesterase family member 5-like. The transcript has 4 exons. Lineage: Eukaryota; Metazoa; Mollusca; Bivalvia; Myida; Myidae. Bases 86 to 1594 code for a protein of 502 amino acids. The record is from RefSeq and is a predicted model, not a curated record.